This is a messenger RNA of Trichobilharzia regenti, 210 nucleotides long. The record is from the annotation of a GenBank genome assembly. NCBI's taxonomy places the organism in Eukaryota, Metazoa, Platyhelminthes, Trematoda, Strigeidida, Schistosomatidae.
AUGGAAGCAGCAUCAAAUGUAGGCGAUUUCGGAAAACUUUAUCGCCUCAUACGCCAAUCAUCUGGCAAACGCCUUAACAGUCAUGCUGUGUUACGCACAGCAUCAGGAGAAAUUAUUUCGGACACCAAUGUCAAUAGGGCAUGCCACUCUACAGAAGAAAAGGAAGAUAUGGAUUUAGUUCAGCUACUUAUUCUAGAUAAACGUAAGUGA